This is a messenger RNA of Trypanosoma conorhini, 438 nucleotides long. RefSeq names its product 40S ribosomal protein S18. Gene Ontology annotation, biological process: translation. The transcript has a single exon. Gene Ontology annotation, cellular component: ribosome; cytosol; small ribosomal subunit. The record is from RefSeq and is a predicted model, not a curated record. Lineage: Eukaryota; Euglenozoa; Kinetoplastea; Trypanosomatida; Trypanosomatidae. Gene Ontology annotation, molecular function: RNA binding; structural constituent of ribosome. The annotation marks the transcript as partial.
AACUUCCAGCACAUUGUGCGUCUCCUGAACACCAAUGUGGAGGGCAAGCGCAAGGUGCCCUUUGCGCUCCGCAUGGUGAAGGGCCUUGGUAUUCGCUUUGCGUACAUGGUGUGCAAGAAGGCAGGCAUCGACGUGGAGCGCCGCGCCGGCACUCUGACGGCCGAGGAGCUCGAGAAGAUCUCCGAGGUCAUCGCCGACCCGUCCAAGUUCAAGAUCCCCGACUGGUUCCUCAACCGCCAGCGUGACCCCAAGACCGGCAAGACGGAGCACCUCACCAGUGCCAUGGUUGACACGCGCCUCCGUGAGGACCUGGAGCGCCUGAGGAAGAACCGCGUGCAUCGUGGUGUGCGCCACGCCUACGGUCUCCGCGUCCGUGGCCAGCACACCUGCACGUCGGGUCGCCACGGAAAGACGGUCGGUGUGUCCCGCACAAAGUAA